CACAAUUGAUGUGUUAAAAACUGUGAAUAUGACAACAUGGCCACAAAUUGUAAAUUCCAUACACCAAAAUGAUAUAAAUAAUGCAAAAGGAAUGGUAAGUGCAUUAUCAACAAUAGAGGGAAUUCCAUCAAUAUCUUUUGAAGACACUGCUCCUCGACUUGAAAAAAAAGGGAUAAAGUUCAUCGCUAAAUAUUUAUGGAAUGCUUUAAUACAAUUACAAACCUAA
Messenger RNA from Racocetra persica, 226 nucleotides. The record is from the annotation of a GenBank genome assembly. Lineage: Eukaryota; Fungi; Glomeromycota; Glomeromycetes; Diversisporales; Gigasporaceae.